Lytechinus variegatus (green sea urchin) is the source of this 972-nucleotide messenger RNA. Its product is annotated as putative ankyrin repeat protein RF_0381. Gene Ontology annotation, molecular function: protein binding. The transcript has a single exon. The record is from RefSeq and is a predicted model, not a curated record. Lineage: Eukaryota; Metazoa; Echinodermata; Echinoidea; Temnopleuroida; Toxopneustidae. Bases 1 to 972 code for a protein of 323 amino acids.
AUGGUGCUGACGUCAAUGAGGCAAACGGUGAAGGGGGUAAUUGCUCUCCAUGGGGCUGCCAUUAACGGUAACAUUAAAGUCAUAAAAUAUCUCAUUCAACAAGGUUCUGAUGUCAACAAGGCUGAUUCUAAAGGUUGGACACCAUUCAAUGCUGCUAUCCAAUACGGUCAUCUAGAAGCUGUCAAAUAUCUCAUUGAUAAAGGAGCCAAGCAGAACAGAGAUGAUGGAGCGACCCCUCUCUAUGCUGCAGCUGCGUUUGGUCAUUUAGAUAUCGUGAAAUUCUUCAUUUCCAAUGGCGCUGAUGUGAACGAAGAAGAUGAUAAUGGAAUGAUUCCUCUUCACGGUGCUGCUAUCAGUGAUAAUAUGAAAAUCAUGAAGUAUCUCACUCAAGAAGGUUCUGAUGUAAACAAAGGUGAUCCAAAGGGAUGGACACCAUUCAAUGCUGCUAUCCAAUACGGUCAUCUAGAAGCUGUCAAAUAUGUCAUAGAUAAAGGAGCCAAGCAGAACGGAUAUGAUGGAAGGACCCCUCUCUAUUUUGCAGCUAAAUUCGGUCAUUUGGAUCUCGUGAAAUACUUCAUUUCAAAUGGCGCUGAUUUGAAUGUAGAAAAUGAUAAUGGAACAAUUCCAUUACAUGGAGCUGCUAUUAACGGUAACAUGACGGUCAUUGAGUAUCUCAUUCAACAAGGGUCUGAUGUGAACAAAGCUUGCUGUAAAGGUUGGACACCUUUCAAUGCUGCUAUUCAAGGACGUCAUCUAGAAGUAAUCAAAUAUCUCGUAGAUAAAGGAGCAAAGCAGAACAGGUAUGAAGGAACGACCCCUCUCUAUUUUGCAGCUCAAUACUGCAAUUUCGAUAUCGUGGAAUACUUCAUUUCUAAUGGAGCUGAUGCGAAUGAACAAGAUGAUAUUGGGUGGAUUCCUCCUCAUGGAGCUGCUUUCAGCGGUAAUAUGCAGAUCAUGGAAUAUCUCAUUUAA